Messenger RNA from Myxocyprinus asiaticus (Chinese sucker), 3756 nucleotides. It is a transcript of the gene en1a, whose product is annotated as engrailed homeobox 1a. The coding region runs from base 324 to 1115 and encodes 263 amino acids. The transcript is spliced from 2 exons. Gene Ontology annotation, cellular component: nucleus. The record is from RefSeq and is a predicted model, not a curated record. Gene Ontology annotation, biological process: neuron differentiation; regulation of transcription by RNA polymerase II; multicellular organism development. Gene Ontology annotation, molecular function: RNA polymerase II cis-regulatory region sequence-specific DNA binding; DNA-binding transcription factor activity, RNA polymerase II-specific. Lineage: Eukaryota; Metazoa; Chordata; Actinopteri; Cypriniformes; Catostomidae.
CUGAGAGUGGUUGCCGUUGCGCACAAGUAGAGUUUCAGAAAAAGGGCUGUCAUAAACUGUGGACGGGCAACGCAGAGUGUCUGCUUAUGAAAGUUGCGUGUGGGCUGUCAGUCCUUUCAAAACUCGGACUCAGAGACGGCGCGAGCGUGGUCUCCACUGCAGGUCAACAAGUUGACUUCCAAAAUGUACUCACUUUCACGGGAAAUGAGCGCGUUGUUAUGGAUACAUAGAUAACGUUUCCCUGUCUUCUGUCUUCUGUUCUAUUUUGAACUGAGUAGGUUUCAGUCCAACCAGUGAAGCGAAUAUUAAAGGGCAAAGCUGUUAUGGAAGAGCCGCGGGAUCAGAGCAAAGAUGACAGCGUUUCUUUAUCUCCUAACCUGCGCUCUCCACCUCUGCUCCCGCCGCAGGCUGCGCACCACAUGCACAUAAACACUAAUUUUUUCAUUGACAACAUUCUUAGACCGGACUUUGGCUGCAAAAGGGAGCAGGGUCCAGACGCACACACGUCCCAGAGGGGGGUAGGCCUACGUUGUCUUUCUCUCCCCAACACUGCUUGCUCGGACUCUAACUCCAGCGCCGACAGCGUUUCUUCUUCAGCCUCCUCCACCGUCUCAUCCCCAGCCAACAGGAGACAUUCCCAGGUAGAUGAUGGAGUUAAUGCACCAAAAUCUGGGGUUGUCCCGGCACCAACCGUUGCUUUGAAUAAUCCAGGGGAAAACCCCGCGCCCAGUAAGGACACCCGAGAGCGUUUGUGGCCCGCCUGGGUUUAUUGCACAAGAUAUUCUGACCGGCCCUCCUCUGGGCCAAGGACCCGGAAACUGAAAAAGAAGAAUAACGACAGUGAGGAUAAACGACCCAGAACGGCGUUCACAGCUGAGCAGCUCCAAAGACUGAAGGCUGAGUUUCAGGCCAGCCGGUAUAUCACGGAGCAGCGCCGGCAGACUCUAGCGCACGAACUCAGCCUGAACGAGUCGCAGAUUAAAAUCUGGUUCCAGAAUAAACGCGCGAAAAUCAAGAAAACCAGCGGAUUAAAGAACGGCCUCGCGCUGCAGCUGAUGGCGCAGGGACUGUACAACCAUUCCACCAACACCAUUCAAGAGGAAGACGUCAACUAGACGAGAGAGAGAGAGAGAGAGAGAGAGAGAGAGAGAGAGAGAGAGAGAGAGAGAAUAGGAAAAUUGGUAAAUGACCAGAUAUUGUUGAAAGGAACUGUGGCUUGGCCUGUGAAAUUACCCGAUCAACCAUGGGCGAGUGUGUCAAUUUCUUUAAAAAAUAAAAUAAAAUAAAAAAAAAGAGUAGAAAUAAAUCUGAUGGUUCUUGAGGUGGAAUUGAAUUAAUUAACGAUUGAUUUUGAAAAGGGUAUUAAAAUUCAAGUAGCUCGGGAUUUUUUUUUUUUUUUUUUUUUCAUAGUCAAACAAGGGCACGACAUUAUUAUAUUUUUUCUGAAUUCCUAUUUUAAUGCAGUUAAUUUCUUCGUGCCACAGAUGUGAAUAUAUUCAGUUUACAAUAAGAUGCCGAAUGUUUAUGACUUGAAAAUCGAAAAAAAAAAAAAAUGAACAUUGCAAUAUUUUGAAUAUUGACAAUAUUUUUCCCCCACUUUUUUAUUCGACUUGGUAUAAUGAGAUACUUAAAUAUCUGAUAUCAGAUGUUAUUCUUUUCUAAAUAUUUAAUGCUGUAUCCAAAUAAAUCCUUUUAUACCUGCAAUAUGUAGCCUUUAUUUUAUCCGAUAUUAUGUUGCCUUAUGGUGUCUGCAUCGUAAAAUAUGCUAUUCUUUCUUGCAUUAAGAAUCAGAGAUGGACCUCUAACUAGUGGAAUAACCAAGAGCAUUAAACAGUCGUUUUGUUUCGCCGUUAUUUAUUCCUACGUUAUAUUUACGGCUAUUUACAUGCCAUGCUGUUACAUGCCAUAUUCAUGUAUUACCCUCACACAGACGCAUUUAGUAUCGCAGCGUAAUUAUUUCAUCAAUGCAGGCUGAUGCAUGUAACAUCAAAACACAAUCCUUUAAAAUGAGUCAAUAAUAUAAAUAUGAAAUCACUUUUUCUUGCACAAAAACAAACAUUUUUGUAAUAUAUACAGAGAGAUUACUCUGUAGUUAAUUUCUAAUAAUAACAGAUUUGGAUAUAAAUUGCACCCAUGUCUUUCCCAACCCGAAUACUUUAUUUUAUUUUUUUAUUAUUAUUUUGUUUAUUUUUUAAGCAGGGAGAUGGGGAAACGGUACACAUAAUGUACUAUCUUCUUAACGAUAUUCAAACUGUCUAAUAAGAAUAAGAAUAAAUAUCAUAUUGAAUUUAACGAUAACGUGUAAAUUAAGAGAAAGGCUUUAAUGCUGAUUUGCAUGGCUCUGAGCUGUAGUUGAGUAACUGUUUUGGUGGUGUGUUGUGGGCAUGUCCUGGCUUUUUUAACAGAUUAAUCAAGUCAAAAAUGACAGAGAACAGUGAGCACCGUAUCCUGAUGGCAAUCACUGUUUGUUUUCUGAAGCUCUCUGCCCGGAGCAACAUUUUACCCUGGCAUUUUCAUCUGACAUACAGAAUGUGAGUUGUUGGAUUCGUGGUUUUCUCACACUGUUAUUGUCUCCACCUUUAUGACCCUCUACACAAGGCGCGCCCGGGCAGGCUCGGUUGAGUGCAGGAAUUGGAAACUGUCUAGUUCAAAAGCGAGUUGCUUUGAUUAAGAUCUUGAUCUGCAAAUCGACGUUUUCUCAAGUUCUGAAAAUCUACACUGGAAGCCUUCAAACUGUGCAUUAGAGAUAACAAAGUAAUGCAAGAUUCCUGUACGCGUCUUACGAUGUGAAGAUUCUUCAGUAAUGCCUGCAAGUCCUUUGUGAAGACCUAUAUUGCCACAGAAAGUUACAGUUCAGCUAAAUUAUGCGCAUUCUUAUUCGCCCUUUGUCAUCAAGUCUCCCACUAAGCGUUAUAGAAAACUGCUUGUGUGCAGCAUUCGGGAACGAAUUAAACGAGCAAAUGAGACGAUGUUGCGGGAUGUUCUCCGCCAUCAAUCACUGCGACAAAGUCACCAAGCCAGACUUAAAACUAAAUUUGCUUAAGCUAAAUGGUGAAUAUACAGGAACAUGAUAACAACAAAGCCACGCAUUUGACAAAAUGAAAAACGAAGGUUAUAGUAUAAAUAGAUAUACAGGUUUUAUUCAGACAAUUAGACUCUAAAAAUCGACGAAAGUGUCGGUCUCAUUCAUUUGCGUCAAUGCAUUUGUUUGAAAAUAUCUACAACAAUAUUUACACCGUCAAAGUAAAGUCACACAGACUGUAGGCGGGGCAAAAGGCUCCUAUAAUUUUUGUUUUCUCCCAAAACACUAAAUAGCAUCAAAAACUACCACAGGACUUUCCUAACCUAACCUUACCUGUUUAUCACUAUGAACAGCUAAAUUUUCCUCUACCGUGAGAUCAUUUACGUGUAAUGUCUAAAAGUUGAUUUCGAGUCAAUUUGAUCUAAUAUUUAAUCUUUUUUUUUUUUAUGUUGCAAAUUUCAUAUUUAAUUUUGAAACAAAUUACUUAUUUGUAAUUUUCAAUUUUGCUCAAGGUGAUUAUAUCAAAAUAUUUUCAAUAACUGUCCAAUAAGUGAAGGAUAGUAUUUGGGGUUAAAAGCCCCCCUGUUGCAGGGGCUAAAGGCCCCUAUUAAACACAUUGUUUUUUAAAAGUGGGGCGAAUAGGUUUGUUAUGAAAAAUGUUCAAAGUGUGCUCACAUUGACUGAUCCAAUCACAAUGGAGAUGCAUGUGUUUGUAGAAUACUUGAGAUGUAAUA